GUCCUCAUUUAGAUCAUAAAGAUAAGAAUCAAGUUAUAUUAGACAUUAACAGAUGUGGGCAUCACCUACCUAAGGAAUUAUCGAUAGAACGUAUUAAUUCAAUAUAGGACAGUUUAAUAACAGUUCUAUGAAGAUUAUUAGUGACACAUACUGAUCUGUGCUACUAUCAAGGUCUUCAUGAUGUAGUACUGACAUUUUUAUUAUUACCACUAAAUGAGAACAUCGCCUUUGCCAUCAUGAAUGUACUAGUACAAUACCUUAUUAGGGAUUUUUUGUAUCCUGACAUUGGACGCACCAAGGAGAUAAUGAGUUACAUCAGACCACUACUGAGGAUUAAUGAUAGCCAAUUGGAAUCAUUUAUUACAAGGUCAGAGUGUGAGUAUUAUUUCUCAUUAAGUUGGAUCCUGACCUGGCACAGUCACGUGGUCUAUGAUAGAGAUGAUCUCCUCAUGCUAACUGAUCUAUUCUUAGCAUUUCACCCACUGAUACCAAUAUAUGUAGCCACUGUUGUAAGGUCUGAGGUAUUAGAGCAGGACUGUGAGAUGAGUUCUAUUCAUGGUUUCUUGUUAAAGUUUCCCGAGGAAUUUGACGUCAAUGAACUAGUACACAAUUCAGUUGAACUGUUCAAUAAAAUACCAGCACACAAGAUAGCAAGCACUGGGAAUAUAAGACUGAAUUCAAGGUUGAUUUCAUUUGGAUCAAUCAUGACCAGAAACACUUUGAGUGGUUCAUGGAGCUACUGAAUGAACUGGAAAUGGAACAGAAUGAAUAUGGAACACUAAUGGAUCGGUUCCUUGAUAUGCACAUGUACAUCACAUCAGCUUUACAAAGGACUGAUGUU
Messenger RNA from Amphimedon queenslandica, 841 nucleotides. Its product is annotated as TBC1 domain family member 20-like. The transcript is spliced from 6 exons. The record is from RefSeq and is a predicted model, not a curated record. Gene Ontology annotation, molecular function: oxidoreductase activity; GTPase activator activity. Gene Ontology annotation, biological process: positive regulation of GTPase activity; endoplasmic reticulum to Golgi vesicle-mediated transport. Bases 237 to 743 code for a protein of 168 amino acids. Lineage: Eukaryota; Metazoa; Porifera; Demospongiae; Haplosclerida; Niphatidae. Gene Ontology annotation, cellular component: endoplasmic reticulum membrane.